Molecule: messenger RNA, 1842 nt
Organism: Paramecium tetraurelia
Lineage: Eukaryota; Ciliophora; Oligohymenophorea; Peniculida; Parameciidae
Exons: 4
Source: RefSeq, a predicted model, not a curated record
AUGAAUAUAAUCGUAAUUGACAAAAACAUGGGUGAAAAAUAUAUUGAUUUUAUUACCAAUCUUUACCUGGAAGGAUUGCAAUAGAAUGAAAUGAAGAUACCAGAUUUUAUGCAAUAUCACAUUUAUCAAGAAUUUAAAACUAAGUCAAUGGUUGUAGUUAUAGAUAGCUAAUUGGUGCUUCAGAAGUCUUCUGAAUCGAAAGAAUACAAGUUCAUUGAAUUUGUGGUUGAUAAUAGAAGAAUAUUUGUUCACUUGAAUCCACUCCCCUAAUAUGAUAGCAAAGGCAAUCCCAAACUGGAUGAAUAUUAGUAUACAGCUCAUAUUCUAUUAAAAGCUAAUAGAGAAGGAAGCAGUAUCCUCAUGAUUUAUUUGAUCAAAGUCAGAGUUAACAUUCGGAGUGGCACAAAUAAUUUGAAUAUAAAUAUUAUUAUGAAAAGUGAGCAUUAAUCAUUAUUGAUGACAAAAAGAGAGGAAUUUCGAUUCUCCAUUAGAAAGGAGAGACUAGAAGAUUUGUUCAGCCAAAACCGCAAGAGAAGUUGCGUUAAUAAUGAAGUCGAUCCCACAAUUGAAAUUCCCUCUUUUGCUGAUUCACAAGAACUUCACAAUUAUCUCAUUAAUGGCGAUAACAGCCAACAGAAAUUAUUGAAGGCUGCGAAUGACAAGCAAUUGCUUGCCAAAUUGUUUCUUGGGGCACAAACCUCAGAUUACUAUUCCAUAAUAAUUUUGAGUAAUAUUUGCACCAAAAUGAAUCUUGCAGAAUGCGAAGUGCUUUUUCUGAAUCAAUUGAAAUUGGCAAAACAAAGAAUGGACAUCAGAAUGAUUGAUAAUUUAUUUGAUGCACUCAAUAGUGUUUGUUCCUAAGAAUUAACACUAAAAUAAUUAGAAUACUUAUUAAAUAAUAAUCUCAUCCCUCUUGUCAAUCAAAUACUCAAAGAAAACCAACGAGAUGUCUACUCUGACAGUGAAUUCAAAAUGAUAAAAAGUGGAUCUGAAUUACUUUGUAGAUUCUUUAAUCAAUUCAGAAUCUUCACUGAAGAAGAAUUGGAUACCAUAAUCUAAAAACAUACUCCAGAUAUUCGAUAUACUUUUUAUUUAAUGAAAUAAUUGCUUCCACUUUAAUUGCAAUACCCAAAAGUCACUUUUAUGUUUGUCAAAAAUCUCAUUCAAAUUAUCUCCUUGCAGCCUGAUAUAGCUAAUGAUUUAGAUAACUCAACCCUGUAGAUUUGCGUAUAGCUCUUAGAAAUAAGUGACAAUCAAAUUUUAAUAUCCACAAUCCUCAGAUUUAUGAUUGGGAUUAGUGCCUUCAAAGAUGAGAAAUUUGUUUAAAGAAUCUUCUUCUUAAAAGGACAUGACACAGUCAAACAAUACAUCAAUCAUGAAAGCGUUUUCAUACGAUAAGCGCUUCCACUCAAAUUACUCGCUAACUUCGCUAAUGUAGAUUCUGAAAACCUACAAAAGGAGAUUGUGUCAGAUCUCCCAUUCAUUGCAGAAGUUAUCUAGAACUUUUAGAAUUUAGACAGGACAGAUCAAAAUUACUUAAGACUCAUUUAUGGAAUCAUCUCAAACUGUUUGACAUAUACAUCUACAGAAUUGAUACAAGACUUAAGAGUAUUUUAAAUACUAAGAAUCAAAUUCCUAUUAGAGGAACCAGAAGAACUUGAAAACAUCAUUAUCUAUUUAAAUGUACUCUACACUUUACUUUACUACUACGAAGCUUAUUGCAUAGAUGAUACUGAAUUAGAAAAAAGAUUGGAGAGUCUUUUAAGUCAUAAAAACUAAGAUGUAGUGAAACUUGCUGAAGAAACCCUGAAUUUAAUUGAUCAAUAAAAGAACAGUCUAUGA